This is a messenger RNA of Drosophila suzukii, 1225 nucleotides long. It is a transcript of the gene beg, whose product is annotated as malonyl-CoA-acyl carrier protein transacylase beg. Gene Ontology annotation, molecular function: transferase activity. NCBI's taxonomy places the organism in Eukaryota, Metazoa, Arthropoda, Insecta, Diptera, Drosophilidae. The record is from RefSeq and is a predicted model, not a curated record.
AUCAUAUGUUUUACGGUUAUGUUAUGCCGCAAUAAUUCUGUUAAGAAAUGUUGGCCGCCCGCAGAUUACUACGAGAGCCACGGAUUUCCGGCACUUUGAGCUGGUCCCGCUGGAGCAGCGAUGCCGCCAAAGCGACCACAGAAGCCACCGUCCUGGCGGAAAGCUUGGAAAAGAGACAGCAGCUUCUCAACGAGCUGGCGGAGCCAUUGGAUCAGCCAAGCCGGCCAACCAUCGAUCCCAAGGAAACGAGUGUGAUGCUUUUUCCUGGCCAGGGCACCCAGUACGUGGGCAUGGGCAAGGAGCUGCUUCGAUUCCCCGGCGCCCGGCGCAUCUUCGAGCUGGCCAACGAGGUGCUGAAAUACGAUCUCCUCAAGAUCUGCCUGGAGGGACCGCGGGAGAAACUGAAUCGCACGGAGCACGCCCAGCUGGCUGUGAUGGUGUCCUCGCUGGCGGCACUGGAGCAGUUGCGCGAGGAGCGACCCAAGGCCAUCGAAACGUGUGUGGCCGCCGCCGGCUUCAGUCUGGGCGAGAUUACGGCCUUGGUGUAUGCAGAUGCCCUGCCCUUUGACAAGGCUCUGCAACUAGUGCAAGUUCGGGCCACCGCCAUGCAGGCGGCAUGCGAUCAGGCAGCCGGAGCCAUGGCCAUGACGAUCUACGGACCAGACACAAAUCUGGGCGAGGCCUGUGCCAGGGCGCAGCAGUGGUGCCUGGACAAGGGAGUGGAGUCGCCCUACUGUGGCGUCGCCAACUACAUGUACCCGCACUGCAAGGUGGUGGCCGGUAACGUGGAGGCCCUCGAGUUCCUGGAACAGAAUGCCAAAGCUCUCAAGAUUCGGCGGAUGAAGAGAUUGGCUGUAAGCGGCGCCUUCCACACACCGCUGAUGCAAAGCGCCGUGGAACCGUUUACCAAAGCCCUGAAAUCAGUGCGCCUGCAGGAUCCCGUCAUCAGGGUUUACUCCAAUGUGGAUGGCAAGCCCUAUCGCCACGCCAAGCACAUCCUCACCCAGCUGCCCAAGCAAAUCGUACGACCAGUCAAAUGGGAACAGACCCUCCACGAGAUGUACGAACGCAAGCAGGGCGUCGACUUUCCACGCACCUUCGAAUGUGGCCCUGGCAAGGGUCUCGUCCAGGUCCUGGAGAAGGUGAACGCCAAGGCCGCUCAAUCCAGCAUAAAUGUUAUAGCUUAACUUUGUAUAUAUAAAUAUUCAGUUUGCUUUUAUAAAAA